Oldenlandia corymbosa var. corymbosa is the source of this 3447-nucleotide messenger RNA. The record is from the annotation of a GenBank genome assembly. NCBI's taxonomy places the organism in Eukaryota, Viridiplantae, Streptophyta, Magnoliopsida, Gentianales, Rubiaceae.
GACGACACACACAGUCACACAGUCGCACACAAGAUCCUCAAAUUCCCCCAUCUUUUUCCUUUCUUCUCUCCUUCCCCUAUCCUCCAAAAACAAAAAUCCUGCUAUCAAGCAAUUUAACCUCCCCUCCCAAAUUUCCCUCCUUAAUUCUGAUAAAACACACAUUACUCCCUAAACCCUAGCUAAAUCUUCUUCCGAUUUUACACCUCAGUUUACUCGUGAUAUCGCAGCACCGGUGGCGGAGCAGAGAUUUUGUUCAGUGUGGAUCAGUGCGCAGACAUGAAUGCCGCAGGUUUAUCGAUGUGAAAUGCCGGCGGGUUAUAAUUGCAGCGGUUUUUUUUUUUUUUUUCAAGUAUGAAAAUCAUCAGUACACACCAAUGGAGUAAGUACAACUGGUUCAUGUGAGAGCAGAGAAGAGAGAUUCAGAUUUUUUUUCCCCCCCCUGCUUAUGGAUUCCGUCUGGACUGACAAUGUCGUCCCCAGGACUUCACAUUUCGUUCUAGCAAUUUACUUCGCUUUGUUUUUCGCGGUCGCAAGGCUUUUUCUCGACAGAUUCAUCUUUCGUGUAAGAUUCCAAGAGCUCGAUCCUGAAAAUUAAAUUUGAUUCCCUGAUGCUCUUUAUUUACUUCUUUCUUUUUGUCGGGUAGUGUGUGUUCAGUAUUAUCUCUCCUCUUGAUUGAGAUUUGACUUCGUUAUAACUAUUGUUGCUGCACUGCACUUCGUGAAGUUGACGGAUUUGGAAUUUCGUGAACUGCGUCUUAGUUCGUAUAUAGAAGUUUGGUGAUUUGAAAGAAUACUGAAUUACAGUUUAUAUAGUGGUGGAAGUCAGUUUUAGUCAUAGUGAUUUGUGCUUACCUGCCAACUUUCAAUCAAUGAAGAUGCAUUUGAAUGUGGAAAACCUACGGAAUGAUAUACUGUGAUUUUUAUGCUCCAAACUGGAUCAAUUUGUUUUUGUGCCGACUCUCGAGAUAGCCAACCAGAACUAAAUAAAGUACUAACUUCCAAAGAGCAUGGUUUUGGUGUAAGGGGGAUAGAAGUAAAGAAUGGGAUAACGGGUAUAGAAGAAAUAGGAAGUGGGUAAGGACCUUUAAGUUGAUAGAUGUUUCACUUUGCCUUCCUAAAUGUUGCCUUCCUCCAUGUAAUAUUGCCUGUCUAGUUUAGACCUUUAUGGCUUAUAUAUCUCCGUUAUUUGUUCUGAUAAUUUUAAUGGCCAGCGCUGCAAUUUUAAUAAUUGAGUUAUAUGCUGAUGAUUAGUUUGGUUGAUGGUUGGUUUCAGAUGCUUUAACUUGUCCCUUAAAACUUCUUUUUCAUGAACAGAAUGGCUGCUUAUUUACCCGGGUCAUUUUGAUGUCAGUAGGGGUUAUGAUGGUUGGUCCAUUUACCUCAAAAACUUUACGAGCACUGACUUUCUAAAGCUUCUUCCUGCUCCUUAUUACAUUUUUCCAGCGGCUGUGUGUCACUCUAUAUAUGAAGUUAUUUAUUUAUAGCUAUUAAUGUUAAGCUUCCAAAUUUUGCUGACAUUAUAAAUAACUGAAUUGGCAUCAAACUGGUUUUAUGGACUUGUCUCUGUUUGAUGAUUUUUGUUUCAGAGAAAAAGUAUUGAUUUAAGUCUUUUGGCCUGCUCUGCUCUGUUAAAUCUAAGGUUUGUUCAUUAGAAAAGUUGUUCAAGUUUAUAAGGGUUUCUGUUGCCUGGUCGUAUUACAGUCUCUAGAGUCUAGACUCAACUUAUCUGGAGCUAGCCUUUCAAUAGCCUCAGAUUUCAUCCCAGAUUAUCACUUUAUGCUUCGCUUUCCUGGCUUUAUCGGAUUCUCUAAAUUCAAUCUAUCUAGUGGUAGUCAUUUAUGUACACUUUUGAUUCCAGCAUAUAAUGCCAUCAUAAGGCCUUGCAAGAAAUGAACUUUGUUUGCUAAUUCUUUGUGGGGUGAGAGAAUUGGGUAUUUCCAGUUUCUAAUUCUACGGUAAUCCAACUUAAGCCUUGUGUUUAAGAGUCUCAUAUCUAUCACUACUGCAACAGUUUGGGGCUCACAUAGUUUUCAAAUUUAAUUUCUCUCCAUAAUGAUUGAGCACUUAACCGUUAUCUGAAUUUGUGGUGUUUCUACAGAGAUUAGCCACUUGGUUACUUAGAAUUGGAUCCACUUCUCUGAAAAUCAAUGAGGCUAGAAAGGUGAAAAUCACAAAAUGUUCGGAGUCCCUGUGGAAGCUGGCAUACUAUGCUAGCGUGGAAUUUUGUAUAAUUAUGGUCAUCUACCGUGAGCCAUGGUUCAAAGACAUAGAGGAAUACUUCAGAGGAUGGCCAAACCAAGAACUCAAGCCUACUUUGAUACUUAUCUACAUGUGUCAAUGUGGUUUCUACAUAUACAGUAUGACUGCUCUCCUCACAUGGGAAACACGUCGAAAGGAUUUCUCUGUCAUGAUGUCACAUCAUGUUGUGACUGUAAUCCUAAUCAGCUACUCAUACAUGACAAGGUUUUUUCGGAUUGGAUCAGUCGUACUUGCUUUGCAUGACGCAAGUGAUGUGUUUCUUGAAGCAGCUAAAGUGUUCAAAUAUUCCGAGAAGGAAUUUGGAGCUAGUGUAUGCUUUGGAUUAUUUGCUUGCUCAUGGCUUGUACUAAGGCUAGUAUAUUUCCCAUUUUGGGUCAUAAGGUCUUCCAGCUAUUACUCUGCUGAUUACCUGAAUCUAUCGGAACCUUAUCCUGCGUCCCUGUACUACAUCUUCAAUUCAAUGUUAUUGACAUUGCUUGUGUUCCACAUUUACUGGUGGUAUCUCAUUUCCUCAAUGAUUAUUAGACAGCUGAAAAAUAGGGGAAAAGUUGGAGAAGAUAUACGAUCGGACUCGGAGGAAGAUGACUAAAUGGAUGUAGGGCGGCAAUUUUCUUUACAAAGAUUCUUCUACUCAGCCUGACUGCUUUACACUCGUAGGUUUGUGUCCUGAUUGGUUGGUACAUUGUGAUCAAAUUUUCUGCAUACAUAUCCAUGCACUACUAAAUAGCCGUGAGAUAGGUUCUUUUGAUAUGAAAGUGCAGUCAGAUGCCCUUAGUAUGUGAUUAGGAAAAGAUAGAAGGAAAGAUGUAGUGCCACGAAGUACUUAUUGAUUCACAAAAUAGCAUUUUGGUUGUAUAAAAUAUAGAGAACACGAUUUUUUUUUCCUUAGUAAUAGUGGUUGUUUGUCCCACAAUUUUGAAAUGUGUUGAGCAACUGUAUCUGGAACACCACUUCCUCCUGACAUAGUAUCUUCUCUCUAGUGAGAAGACCAUUUUUUUUUUCUUUCCUUUUUUGCUUUCUCCAAUUUGUGGUAAGGAAAGAAAAGUAGACAUGGACAUACCUUCUACAAAUAUUUGGAAUUGCUUUACCUGCAGCAUCUUUAUUCUUUUUACUCUUUCAGACUAGUUCUAUCUAUCAUGUUUUGUUUGGUGGACUAUAAUCGCUCUGCUAAAAACACUCGUCGUCCCA